CUGGAGGUCCUGGCGGCGCCGCGGGCGGAGGGGCCCAGCCCGGCCCUGCGCGUUCUGGGUACCGGACUGCGCCGGCUGCUCUCCUCCUCCGUGGGUGCGGGCGCAGGCGCAGCGGGCGCGGGCUCGGCCGGCCAGGGGCGGUGGCGGGGGGGGGUGAGGGUCCGUUGGGCCCGCGGGAGCCCCGUCGCUGUGGUUACCGGCGAGGGGCUCGUGUGUGACGCGCUGAGCCUCCCCUCUCUCUGCUUGCUCCCGCCCGCUUGCCAGGCAGAGUUGGGCCGGUGCCGCCGCCCCGGGCGCGGUGUGAGCGGCAGCACGGGGAUGGGCUCCCCUAGCUUCCCCAGGAAGUUGGCCCUCGGCCGCUGAACCCGCCCGAAGCGCCCACAGGCUCCCGUGGCGGCGGCGUCCUUGGGGGGAAGAGAGGGAGCGAGGGGCAGGGCCGGGCCGCCUCUGGCAGCAGCAUGGAGCAGAGCGUCGUGGAUCACCCGGUGACCCUCAUCAUCAAGGCUCCCAACCAGAAGUACACCGACCAGACCAUUAACUGCUUUCUGGACUGGACUGUGGGCAAGCUAAAGUCUCACCUCUCCAAAGUCUACCCCAGUAAGCCGUCAACAAAGGAUCAGAGACUGGUGUAUUCUGGCAGACUGCUUCCUGAUCAUCUGCAGCUGAAAGAUGUUCUCAGAAAACAAGAUGAAUAUCAUAUGGUUCAUCUGGUCUGUACUUCUCGGACACCCCCAAGUUCUCCAAAAGCCAGCACCAGUAGAGAUGGUCACGGAGCUGCAACCUCCAGCAGUAGCUCACAUUUGGACCGUUCUGGAUCAACUGCUGCCUCACCUCCAAGCCAAGAAGCUUCAUCUACAUCUUUGAACAGUAGUACAGAUGGAGUGAGGCAUCGUAAUCCUCCACAAGCACAAAGCAAUCCCAUCCCAAGCCACCAGUUCCCUUAUUUAAUGCAAGGCAGUAUAGGCAACCAAUUUCCAGGCCAAGGUGUUCCUGCUGGAUUUUCUGUGUACCCUGCAUUCAGUCCUUUACAGAUGAUCUGGUGGCAACAGAUGUAUGCACGUCAGUACUACAUGCAAUACCAAGCUGCUGUUUCAGCCCAAGUGACUUCCAGCACCGAGCCAGUGAGGUCUGCAGUUGGCCAGGCUGUAAAUUCAGAACAUGCUCCUGCUAACCAGCCUGCAGCAGCACCCAAUGUAGCUGUCCAGGAGAACAGGCCUGUAAACCCUAAUGUGCAGAUGAAUGCACAGGGGGGCCCUGUGGUGAACGAGGAGGACUUCAACCGGGACUGGCUGGACUGGAUGUACACCUUCUCCAGAGCUGCCAUUCUCCUCAGCAUUGUCUACUUCUAUUCUUCCUUCAGUCGCUUCAUCAUGGUGAUGGGAGCCAUGCUGCUGGUCUAUCUACACCAAGCUGGAUGGUUCCCUUUCAGGCAAGAGGGAGGCCAACAACAGGCAGCCAAUAACGUGGAAGCGAACCGCGAUGGGCAACAUGCAAAUAAUCCUGAUCUUGAGGAGAUGGAACGACUUAUGGACGAUGGGCUUGAAGAUGACAGUGGAGAGGAUGCAGGGGAAGAUGCCAAUACAGAGCAGCAGCCUGGAUUCAUGGCUUCUGCUUGGUCCUUUAUCACAACCUUCUUCACAUCGCUCAUCCCUGAGGGCCCUCCACAGGUUGGCAAUUGAUGCGUGCAAAAAAGGAACUGUGCUGGGCAGCCUCAAGUAGCCAUAGGUAGAAGUGGAGCAGGUUCUAGAGAGUGUUUUAAAUACAGUGCAAUUCCUGGAAAAAUGCUGAUGUUAUCUUUUUUCAGAUCAUGGUGUACAAAAAGUGUAAUUUUUUUCUCCCUUUUUUGGCUUUCUCAUGCAUUGAAUAUUUUAAGCACAAGUGGACUACUCAAUGCUUUUUUUUUGGGGGGGGAGGGGAAUAUUCUUCUUUUUCUGAAGAAUUAAAAUGUAAAAGAGAUUGGUCUUCCAUGUUUUGGUUUCAGAUGUGUGUUAUACUGAGGCUAAAAGGCUUAAUCUGCACCAUUUACCUCUUUCAAGAGCUGUUGAGAAGAUGAAUGUUGACACCUUUCCAAAUGCCCUCUCUUCCUCUGCAUAAUGUAUCUUGGGUUAGUUCUGAAUUACCACUUGGGAUUUGGAGCUCCUGGCAUUUCCUGGUCGUGGCCACACAACACCUAAGCCUCUUCUCAUAUGCCUUUAGAAAGCUCAAAGCUUUUUGCUUGAUUCUCUCCUCAAGUUCAUUAAAAGCUGGAGAUGUUUGACAGCUCUUCAAAGACAGUUGACAGUGAUGGGAUAAACCUGAACCGUUUGAUACAUACAGUACUUUUUAAGAGACAAUAUAGCUGUACUGGGGAGGGGGGGAGGAAACCAACCAUAUGUACAUUGUUUUGUUGGUUUGUUUGGGUUUGUUUUUUGGGUUUUUUUGGGUUGUUUUUUUUUUAAUAAAAACUGUUAUGGGAACUCUUUUGGAUGUUUAUCUGCACCCUCGAAUCCAAACAACUCAAUCGUGCAUCGUGAAGGACGAGGAGAUGAUUUGAUUGGAGUGGAAUAAAGUCACCGUGGUGGCAUGACCAA
Molecule: messenger RNA, 2570 nt
Organism: Pogoniulus pusillus (Red-fronted tinkerbird)
Lineage: Eukaryota; Metazoa; Chordata; Aves; Piciformes; Lybiidae
Gene: HERPUD2
Product: HERPUD family member 2
Exons: 8
Coding region: 459-1679 (406 amino acids)
Biological process (GO): endoplasmic reticulum unfolded protein response
Molecular function (GO): protein binding
Source: RefSeq, a predicted model, not a curated record